UUUACAACCGUUUUGUUCUUACAAAUCUAACAGUUGAAACGAAACCGGAGCGAGGAGUUUAGCUGCCGGAGUUACAUCGGAACUGCAAAAUCACAAGCCAAAAUGGCGGUAUUUCUCGGAAUUGUUCGUCCUCCUUCCCAUUCACUCUUUUCUAUCACUCGUUUCACUCGUCAAUUUUCUUUCACCAAUAACAAUUCAAUCUCCAUAUCUAGAAAAAGUUUUUCUCGAUUCAAACCCAUCGUCACAGCUUCUCUUCAUUCUAGUUCUGCAAAUUCUCCAAAUGGAGCUGAGAUAUCUACAAAUCAAUCUGAGCUAAUAUUUUUGGGAACAGGAACAAGUGAAGGAAUUCCACGAGUGAGCUGUCUCACUAACCCCGUGAAAACGUGCCCCGUGUGCUCAAAAGCUGCUGAACCGGGUAGCAAAAAUAGGAGACUGAACACCAGCAUCCUUAUUCGCCACUCCAGGCCAUCCGGCAAUCGUAACUUUCUUAUAGAUGUUGGCAAGUUCUUCUACCAUAGUGCUAUGAAAUGGUUUCCCGCUUAUGGGAUAAGAACACUUGACGCGGUCAUUAUUACUCAUUCUCAUGCUGAUGCAAUUGGAGGUAUGGAUGAUCUUCGCGAUUGGACUAACAAUGUCCAGCCCUCCGUUCCAAUUUAUGUGGCCAGUCGUGACUUUGAGGUGAUGAAGAAAACUCACUAUUAUUUGAUAGACAAAAGUAAUAUCAUCCCGGGAGCUGCAGUCUCAGAGUUGCAAUUUAACAUCAUAAAGGAAGAUCCAUUCGUUGUACAUGAUCUUAAGGUAAUUCCUUUACCAGUCUGGCAUGGUUCUGGUUAUCGUUCUUUGGGCUUUCGAUUUGGGAAUACAUGUUAUAUCAGCGAUGUAAGUGAUAUACCAGAAGAAACUUACCCACUUCUACAGGACUGUGAACUCCUUAUCAUGGAUGCUUUGCGACCAGAUAGAUCUUCUGCAACACAUUUUGGACUUCCAAGGGCUCUGGAGGAAGUGCGGAAAAUCAAACCAAAAAGAACACUUUUCACUGGCAUGAUGCAUCUCAUGGACCAUGAAGUUGUAACUGAAAGGCUACUGAAACUGAGGGAAACAGAAGGCGUCGAUGUGCAACUCAGCUAUGAUGGGCUUCGAGUACCCGUGAGCUUGUAAGCUUUCAGGUUUGACUCAACAAACCUGGCUAUUCUUUCUGAAUAAAUGAAGAUCAUUCAGAAUUUUGCAUCAAUAAUUCUUUAGGGCCAAUGUGAAGUCCCACUAAUUCUUGCAUAUGCAUAUAUUAGUUUCAAUUAUGUUGAAGGAAAAUAGUUGCACUUUGUUUACCAAAACAAUUUACAAGCACAAAUUUGAGAUGUUUUUUGUAUCGAAAGACUGAUAUAGGAUUUUAAGUCAGCUGCUGGCAAACGUCAAAAUACAAUUGCAUCCACGAUCAUUAUUUCUUUAUGACGAUGGAUGAGAUCUGCAAAUUCAAUACGAAUAUUAUUUUCAACAGUAUAUAUUUUGAAUUA
Molecule: messenger RNA, 1511 nt
Organism: Solanum lycopersicum (tomato)
Lineage: Eukaryota; Viridiplantae; Streptophyta; Magnoliopsida; Solanales; Solanaceae
Product: putative hydrolase C777.06c
Source: RefSeq, a predicted model, not a curated record